CUAAUGUCACAUCGUAAAUUUCAGCGCCAAAUAAAUUACGACCUUGUUCAUUAGCGACAUCCUAAUUAGCGUAUCAGUUAAUAUACAUUUUUGUGCACCCGUCGGCCGUUGGCGGUCGUGUCGCGAUGGAAAAGUUUGGGGAGUAUGUGAAGAAAAGUGUGCUUAAUUUUAAGUUGCAGCAAUGUUGCUGGGUGGCCAGUGUGAGGACCGGUGCGCUGACGCUUGCUUGCUUAAAUAUUAUUUUGGGGUUAACCGUACUCGUAGAAAUAUCGAAAGGAGAAGAAGCAAGCUUCACUCCGCUGCUACUCCAGGCUUUAAGCGAAACCACUGAUAAGGAAGAGGAUGGGCCGGACUUCAUACCUUCUUGCAUCAUCGCGUAUGCCGUGGAAAUCGCUUCCAACGCGCUGGUUAUAUGUGCUAUGUGGCGGAACGACAUAGUGCUCCUUCGAGCGUACUUGUACUACGCCGUGGGGGUUCUCACGUUGGCUAUCAUGAUAUACUCCGUGGUCAUUGGAGCCCUGGGGCUCAUACCGGAGCUACUCAUUGUAGCUAGUGUUGGAACUCAACUUUAUCAAAUAAUGUUAGUACGAAGCGCAAUGGUCGAAAUAAAACACGCCUCAAUAAAGAACGGCUACACCGUCAACUUAAAACCAAUUAACAAACCAGGCUCUGGAUCUAACGAGAACUAUACCGUUAAUAUCGAGUCAGAAAAACCUAAAUUACCACCGAAACCAGUGACUAAAGGGGAUAUAUCCAAGUCGGUAAUAAAGGAAGUUACCGAUAAGGAAGUAACGGCUAAGGAAGCAUCGGUUACUGUGCAUUCGCUAGCGAAGCAAGCGUUUCUUCGCGAAGCGACGGAAGAAGCGAGGGAAGGUGUGCCUUCGCGUGUCCUCGUGAAGGAGAAAGCGAAGAUAGAUAGAGCGAAGCCAGAGAGAAUUGAUUUUACGAAGAAAGUGUAACGUGUUUU
Messenger RNA from Cydia strobilella, 967 nucleotides. RefSeq lists its product as uncharacterized. The coding region runs from base 126 to 959 and encodes 277 amino acids. NCBI's taxonomy places the organism in Eukaryota, Metazoa, Arthropoda, Insecta, Lepidoptera, Tortricidae. The record is from RefSeq and is a predicted model, not a curated record. The transcript has 4 exons.